Messenger RNA from Glycine soja, 1474 nucleotides. RefSeq names its product probable sodium/metabolite cotransporter BASS1, chloroplastic. Bases 81 to 1328 code for a protein of 415 amino acids. The transcript has 7 exons. The record is from RefSeq and is a predicted model, not a curated record. Gene Ontology annotation, cellular component: membrane. NCBI's taxonomy places the organism in Eukaryota, Viridiplantae, Streptophyta, Magnoliopsida, Fabales, Fabaceae.
UCUAGUUUUCAUUCAUAUAUCAUAGCUGGUCUGUUGUCUUCUUUCUCUGGGGGUUGUAGAACAAACAGAGAUUGUAGAAAAUGCAAUCAUCAAUUGCGUUCUUUCCUCAUAUGUACGUAUAUGGAGGAGUUGUCAGAGUGCAAUCACACUCACACACUAACUUUGUUCCAACAACAAACUCUGUUCCAAAAACCAUUACCCCCAAACCCAACCACUUUACUUCAACUCAAAUCAAAUCAACUUAUAGGAUCACACUCAGAUGCAAUUCUCAACCUCAACCACUGCCAAACCUUUUUGCAUCAAAAUCACCAAGAGUCUCCGGUUCCAAUGUUGCUCCACUUCGGUGCGGCAUUUCUUCGAACGAGUACAGCGCAAAUGAAGGUAGGAGUGUUGGGGAAUGGCUUGUGCUGGCCGGUGAGGUCCUUUCGACGGGAUUUCCAUUGUGGGUCACAAUUGCGUCUGUUUUGGGGUUGAUGAAACCAAGUUACUUCAAUUGGGUCACUCCCAAGUUGAGCAUCAUGGGUCUCAACAUCAUCAUGCUGGGUAUGGGUAUGACUCUCACUCUUGAUGAUCUUCGUGGGGUUCUUGCUAUGCCUAAGGAAGUCCUCUCUGGUUUUCUCAUCCAGUAUUCGGUGAUGCCACUAUCUGGAUUUCUUAUAAGCAAACUCCUAAAUCUUCCAUCACAUUCUGCAGCAGGUUUAAUAUUACUCGGGUGCUGUCCAGGAGGCACAGCUAGUAACAUUAUAACUUAUCUUGCACGUGCAAAUGUGGCGCUUUCUGUGAUAAUGACAACUGCAAGCACCAUAUCUGCCAUGAUAAUGACUCCUUUACUGACAGCAAAACUUGCUGGUAAAUAUGUAGCAGUGGACGCACCAGGCUUAUUGAUUUCAACAUUGCAAGUUGUGCUUGUUCCUGUGUUGGCUGGUGCAUUUCUGAACCAGUUUUUCCAACCUAUUGUUAAAUUUGUGUCUCCAUUGAUGCCACCCAUAGCUGUAAUAACUGUGGCAAUUUUGUGUGGAAAUGCUAUUGGCCAGAGUUCUUCAGCAAUCCUUGCAUCUGGUGGACAAGUGAUUUUAGCCACCUUCCUUCUUCAGGCUUCUGGGUUUUUCUUUGGUUACCUAUUUGCAAGAUUGCUUAGGUUAGAUGUGUCAUCGUCACGAACCAUAUCCUCCCAGGUUGGCAUGAAGAACUGUGUUCUCCAGAUUGUUCUGGCUACGAAGCACUUUGGAGAUCCCCUAAGUGCAGUACCUGGUGCUCUUGCAAUUGUGAAUCAGUCAAUCAUUGGUAGUAUCCUUGCAGGAAUUUGGAGACGCAUUGUGCCUGUUUAAAUGAAGGAGUGAAAAUAUCUACUUGUAUGAGCCUUUGCUAAUAACUAGAAAUUGUACCCUGAUAUUUUGUUCUUAUUUUUUUAUCUACAAUUUACUAACAAUUAUAAUAAUAAAUGAAACUGGUUGCUAUUAUUUACAUCAUCAGA